CGGUUGUCUUUUCAAACACUGACGUAUUGAUUGAGCUCUGCAGUAAACCUUGACAACAGUGCAUUUUUUUAAAAUUAACUACAACUUCAUUGAACGUUCUUUACUGUUUUAUCUCUCACAGGCCCAAAUACUACAAAAAUUACGUUAUCCAAGGUAUUUCCGAGCCCGGGGACGGGACAAACAGUCUGGGGACUAGACUCGGGCACGGGUCAGUCGUGCAGCAUGGUUUCUGCGACAGUGGUCACAGAACACAAGGAUAGCAACAUACUCUCCUGCUCUGAAAGUACUGAUUUCAACAACGUCGGUCACAACAGCAAGUCUGUCUUCGAUCUGGUUAGGAAUGGGACUGUCUCGGAUAUUGAGUGUUUGGUGGAGAAGAUUGGAGCUGACUCGCUGAGCACUAGAGAUGAGUGGGGAUACACUCCCGCUCACUGGGCAGCUCUAGAUGGCAAUGUUGAGGUGAUGCGCUACUUGGUGGAGAGGGCAGCUCCAGUAGAUCUAUCUUGCCUGGGCACCCAAGGACCUCGUCCUAUCCACUGGGCUUGUCGAAAGGGACACACUGCUGUUGUACAGGUGUUGUUACAGGCAGGAGUGGCAGUGAACGCUGCAGACUUCAAGGGCCUCACUCCUCUGAUGACAGCCUGCAUGUUUGGACGAGCAGCUACUGCAACUUUCCUGCUGGGGAUGGGAGCCUUGAACCAUCUGACAGACAUCAACGGAGACACUGCACUUCACUGGGCUGCUUAUAAAGGUCAUCCAGAUUUGAUUCGUUUAUUGAUGAAUUCAGGCGUAGACCUUCAAAAAGCGGACAACUUCGGCUCUACCCCUCUUCAUCUUGCCUGUCUCUCAGGAAACGUAGCCUGUGUAAAACUGCUUUGUGAAAAGAGUAAAAUAGAACUAGAACCCCGAGACAAGAAUGGGAAGACUCCUCUACUGUUAGCCAAGAGCCAUCGUCAUGACGAUAUCGUGCAGGUGUUAGAAAGUCAGAAGAAGAAGAGAGAUCGGUGGAUGCCUCCCAUUUCCGAAACUUGGGCUCUGUUGUUUGGUGGUGCUGGAAAUUCCAAAGGUCCCCUUCUUCUGUUUAUGUGCUCAGUGCUGCUGUGGGGAUAUCCUAUGUAUCUCUUCAGGUGUGUACCGAUAACAUGGAACAACCUACGAGGUUCACACUACUGCUUCAUCUAUUGGAACCUGCUUAUGUGGUUGAGUUGGGGCAUUGCCAACCGUCGUGACCCAGGUUACAUACAGCUCAAUUCCGAUAACUACUACAGAGCCAUCAAACACAUUCCUUACUACGACAAGUGGAAGCGUCGAGACGUGGUGCUGUCACGCCUCUGUCACUCCUGCCGCUGUCUGCGACCACUCAGAGCCAAACACUGUCGCAUCUGCAAUCGCUGUGUCGCCUACUUCGACCACCACUGCCCUUUCAUCUACAACUGUGUUGGAGUCAGGAACAGGAUGUGGUUUUUCCUGUUUGUGAUGAGUGUUGCCAUCAAUUGUACAUUCACUAUCUACUUUGCGUGCUACUGCAUCGCUAUAGAGGGGUUCGGUCUACUCUACCUGCUUGGGUUGCUGGAGGCAGUAGUCUUCUGCUGCUUCGGCUGGAUCCUCACCUGCACUUCGGUAUUGCAUGCGUGUAUGAACCUAACAACCAACGAGAUGUUCAACUACAAACGAUAUCCCUACCUACGUGACAAGAGAGGGAAAUAUCUUAACCCCUUCUCUAGAGGCCCUCUUCUCAACCUCCUUGAGUUUUUCGUGUGCACUCCAAGCGCUAGUGAAGAGCACCAUCUUCUCAUCGAUGACAACGCCUAACACUAUCUAUCUGGACAAGCGAACUUCUGACGUUCUCCUAGUCUUGUCUUAUUAUUUUUUUAUAAUAAGUAAUAAUUACUGACUCCAAACUAUUCUGCCUUUAUUCAGUCUACAUUUUUUCCAGAGUUGUAUCUCUAUAGUUGUAUCACUUUAACAUGAUUUUAUUUGAUACCAAUUUUACAAUGCAUAAUAUACCUAAUUUCAGUAGCUGACACUACAACUCUUUCAAAAAUCAAUGAAAAUUAUUGCUUUGUAAAAGUGGUAUUCAAAUAUAAUGAGUAUUUUUA
This is a messenger RNA of Homalodisca vitripennis (glassy-winged sharpshooter), 2099 nucleotides long. It is a transcript of the gene Patsas, whose product is annotated as palmitoyltransferase AKR1. The record is from RefSeq and is a predicted model, not a curated record. Gene Ontology annotation, biological process: protein palmitoylation. The coding region runs from base 223 to 1812 and encodes 529 amino acids. The transcript has 12 exons. Gene Ontology annotation, cellular component: Golgi membrane. Lineage: Eukaryota; Metazoa; Arthropoda; Insecta; Hemiptera; Cicadellidae. Gene Ontology annotation, molecular function: palmitoyltransferase activity; protein binding.